This is a messenger RNA of Penicillium antarcticum, 1440 nucleotides long. RefSeq names its product putative nucleolin protein Nsr1. The record is from RefSeq and is a predicted model, not a curated record. Lineage: Eukaryota; Fungi; Ascomycota; Eurotiomycetes; Eurotiales; Aspergillaceae. The transcript has 2 exons. Gene Ontology annotation, molecular function: mRNA binding. Gene Ontology annotation, cellular component: cytosol. Bases 1 to 1440 code for a protein of 479 amino acids.
AUGUCCAAGACUAAGGUUUCCACCAAGGCUGAGAAGCCCUCCAAGACCAUUAACAAGGUCAAGGAUGCUGCCGUCACCAAGGCUACCAAGGCCAAGACCGCCGCCAAGGAGGAUAAGGCCUCCAAGAAGAACAAGAAGAAGGAGCCUACCCCCAGCUCCUCCGAGUCCGAGUCCGACAGCGAUGAGGAUAUGAAGGAUGCUUCCAGCUCCAGCGAAUCCGAGUCCGAGUCUGAGGAUGAGAAGCCCGUUCCCAAGAAGGCCGACAAGAAGGCCGCUGCCAAGGCUGAGUCUUCUGACUCAUCCGACUCCUCUGACUCCGAGUCCGAGGAUGAGAAGCCCGCCCCCAAGAAGGCCGCCGCCAAGGCAGAGUCUUCCGAUUCUUCCGAUUCCUCCGACUCCGAGUCUGAGGAUGAGAAGCCCGCCAAGAAGGACACUAAGAAGGAAGAGUCCUCUGACUCUUCCGACUCCUCUGACUCCGAGUCCGAGGAGAAGCCCGCUAAGAAGGCCGAGUCUUCCGACUCCGAGUCUGGCUCCGACUCUGACAGCUCCGACUCCGAGUCUGAGUCUGAGAAGGAGACCGUCUCCAAGAAGCGCAAGGCUGAUGACGAGCCCGAGGCUGCUGCGAAGAAGUCCAAGACUGCUGAUGCUCCCGAGGGUGCCUCCGCCAACCUCUUCGUCGGUAACCUCUCCUGGAACGUCGACGAGGAGUGGCUCCAGCGUGAGUUCUCCGAGUUCGGUGAGCUUUCCGGCUGCCGCAUUGUCACCGACCGUGAGUCCGGUCGCUCCCGUGGAUUCGGUUACGUUGAGUUCACCAACGCUGCCGAUGCCGCCAAGGCCAUGGAGGCCAAGAAGGGUUCCGACCUCGACGGCCGUACCAUCAACCUUGACUACGCUACUGGCCGUCAGAACAACCAGCAGGGCGGUGACCGCGCUCAGGCCCGUGCCCGUUCUUACGGUGAUCAGACCAGCCCCGAGAGCGACACACUCUUCGUUGGCAACCUUCCUUUCAGCGCUACUGAGGAUGCUCUCCACGAGGUCUUCGGUGCCCAGGGCAGCGUCCUCGGCAUCCGUCUGCCUACCGAGCAGGAGACCGGCCGCCCCAAGGGUUUCGGUUACGUCCAGUUCGCUUCCAUUGAUGAGGCCAAGACCGCCCACGGUGCCCUCCAGGGUGAGGAGAUCGAGGGUCGCGCUAUCCGUCUCGACUUCAGCACUCCCCGUCCCCAGGGUGGUGACCGUGGUGGCUUCGGCGGUGGCCGUGGAGGUGGUCGCGGUGGUGGCCGUGGCGGCUUCGGUGGUCGCGGCGGCGGCGGUGGCUUCGGCGGCCGUGGUGGUGGUGGCCGUGGAGGCGGUCGUGGUGGCUUCGGUGGUGGCCGCGGCGGUGCCAUCAACAAGGGCAAGGGUAGCAUCCCCGAGUUCAAGGGCACCAAGAUGACCUUCUAA